AUGGCACAGAAUACAGCGAACAAUACAGAGGCGCCAUUUGCCAAUGCAUCGAUGUAUCUCAACUCGGUAUGUCCUGGAUACACACUUCUCGAAGAUAAUGUGCACUACCCACUACCGAACAAUGUCCCUGCAUCGACAAUGGAAAUUGCAUGGCCAGUGACAAUCGGGAAACUGAUUAAUGCGAAGUUGGAAUUGGAUAGCGAGUAUUUGAAUAUAGCUCGCCCGCCGUUGGGACCGUUUGAAUCAACAACUUAUGUUUCCUUGCCACUCCAUGUGGUAAAUGCAUUUAAAGAAAAAGUGCUUCAUUGUGAUAAACAACUGGAGGGGAACUUGCACAUCGGAGCAAAUGUCAAUCCUUUGACACAAGACCCUUUUCGAAAUGCUACAAUGAAUCCCGGUGCAUUGACAACAAUCGUGGAAACAAAGCCUAGAUUUCAAUCAAAGAAUCCGUUUAAUAAGUUGACAUCUAAUUUCAACAAGCUAUUUGUCAAGGACGAGAUUUAUGAUAACGUGGAAGCAUCGGACGUCAGUAUUUUGAGCUACAAUGACGAUUUUGCUUCAUGUGGGAAACUAUUGAUAUCGGCAAAUGUUAAUGUACUUAAUGUCAUAGGAUUAUCGGACUCGUCAGAGUUUCAACACACCAAAAUAAUAGAGACGAAGAAGAUUGAGCAGCCAUUGCUACGACUACAAUUCAGCAGUACAUGUAUCAUAACAUCUUUAACGGCAUUUGUGUUAAAUGAGGAGCCAAUAAUAAUUUUUGGGUGUAAUCAAGGCAAAGUAGUGGUUAUCAAACCAAGGAGUAUGAAGAUGAAACAAAUUGAUUUGAAUUUGAAUUCACUGGAGCAAGCAUUGCAUCCGGCGAAUGUGUCCACGGUGCAUGCGAUAAGUCAUCCCCUUUAUGAUUAUCUUGUCGUUGCCGGGACGUCCAAUGGUGAAGUGUUUAUCCUCAACCCGCUUGGAAAGAAUGAGUUGCUAGAUUAUAAAAAACAAGUUGUCGGGACAGACUCAUAUGUCACGUAUUUCCGCAAGUUUGACCUAAGUGUAUUUGGGGAACCCAAAGAUGAUCAAUUGAUUGGUCACUUUAAAUUGUGCCAUAAAGCGAUAACGGCCAUUGCAUCAACGAUGUCAAUGGAAAAUUCUUUGCAAAAUGACAUGUUGCCAUCAUUGAUAGCUGUGGCUUCAGAAGAUGGAUUUGUCAAGUUUAUCGAUUUCAUGUUUUCCUAUCGUUUUGAUCAGGAGGAGGUCACCGAUAGUAUCGUUACCGAUAUUGUAUCCAACUACUUCAACACGGGUGUUUCCGAUGUCAAGUUUAGUCCUGAUUUGAGAUUUUUCACCGUUGUGGGGAAAGGUGACUUGAUUGAGGUGUUCAAAAUGACCUACUACAACAUCAAUGCCUUAUUGAAGAAACCAGAACGUGCAGGGCGGUCAAGAAGUGGUACAGUAAAUAGUCAUAACUCACACUAUACGUCAAUGACGGCAACCCAAAGUUUGCAAGAUCUUGUUCCUGAGAGGCUGUACCCACCAAUAAUAAAAUCUAUAGAAAUUGUUUGUCGUUUCAAAGGGCAUACGAACUCGGUCAAGGCAAUUCAAUUUUUCAAGGAUAUUGAUGAGUCACAGCUGGUGUACAAACUUGUCAGUUGUGGAGAUGAUGGAAAAGUAUUUGGAUGGGAGUUUGACUACAAAGCGGUACCGAAGGUAAAGAAGCCACACGCUGCCACCCAAAGCAAACCACGCGAAAGUAGAAGAUCGAUCCAUGAAAAGAAAAGUAGUGUCCAUAUUGUGGCACAAAGCCCCAGUCCAGGACCAAUACAUUCAAGAUCUGCCCAUCGAAGAAAUUUGUCAUCUUCAGAUCCAAUUUUAAACACACCUUCAUUCACAAAUUUGUUAUCCACCAAGGGCUUAAACUUGACCAGUAUGUUGCUGGAUGACCAUUCGCCAAAACCAAGACAAACUGAAACAAUCAUUUCUUUAUACAAACUGUUGCUUGAUCUAAGAAGCAAGAAGAGUAUGCAGAAAAAGUAUAUUCAGACAAGCACCAUUAUAUCGCCAAUUGUCAACGACAAGUACUUGCCAUCGAUAUCUAUACCGUUGGUAACUAUAGAUUUGACAAGUAUUGUACCCGAUGGCAAGAUUGGCAAUGUUGUGAUAGACCAGCAAGCGGUGUGGUGUUUUUGUAAGAAUGGCGAUCUAUUCAAAUAUACAGUACAUAUAAAUUAA
This is a messenger RNA of Lodderomyces parapsilosis, 2217 nucleotides long. RefSeq lists its product as uncharacterized. Gene Ontology annotation, cellular component: nucleus; cell division site; cell tip. The transcript has a single exon. The coding region runs from base 1 to 2217 and encodes 738 amino acids. NCBI's taxonomy places the organism in Eukaryota, Fungi, Ascomycota, Pichiomycetes, Serinales, Debaryomycetaceae. Gene Ontology annotation, biological process: carbon catabolite repression of transcription. Gene Ontology annotation, molecular function: protein binding. The record is from RefSeq and is a predicted model, not a curated record.